Molecule: messenger RNA, 522 nt
Organism: Haemonchus placei
Lineage: Eukaryota; Metazoa; Nematoda; Chromadorea; Rhabditida; Trichostrongylidae
Source: the annotation of a GenBank genome assembly
AUGAACACUGCAGUGGCUGUUCUUCUUGCUGUUUGCUUCCUGCUAUACAUCACUGAAGGACGUCACAACCAUAGCCACAGCCACGAACAUGGUGGCGAAAGACCGCCUAAACCGGCGUUCCUCAAGAACCUCAACGAAACUCUCCGCGAAGAAUUCUGGAGCAUCGUGAAGGAUAAAACUCUACAACCUAGCGAGAAAAGAGCGAAGGUCUUGGCAUGGGGAGAGAAAUACGGCCUUCAGUCUAGAGAACAGAAGGCAGAGGUGAAUGUGAGGAAGAGGAUCAGUAGCAUGGAUGAAAGAAAUAUGACAGGGAAAGAGUGCUUAGAUGGGAGCUCUACACUCGGUUCCCAACCACCAACCACCCCGCCGUACAUCGCCCUGUGGUUGGCACCAGCUUCACCAGUUAUUCACCUUCCCAUUGACCACGAUGAACUCGGGAAUCCGAAGGAAACGCAGGAGCAUGAAGACAGAGUAGCAGCUUGGUGGGCAGCUCGUAAGGGGUCUACUGCACCACCAGUAUAG